Messenger RNA from Necator americanus (New World hookworm), 852 nucleotides. RefSeq lists its product as uncharacterized. The coding region runs from base 1 to 852 and encodes 283 amino acids. The record is from RefSeq and is a predicted model, not a curated record. The transcript has 2 exons. Lineage: Eukaryota; Metazoa; Nematoda; Chromadorea; Rhabditida; Ancylostomatidae.
AUGGAAAAGAACAUCUGCUAUCGGCAACGAAGGAGAAAAGAAGUCGUCUACGACGAUUGCGUACUCGAGGACUCCUUGUCCCAAGGUGACUGGCAAAUCGAGGAGGACCCAAACGUCGACUACGAGAUGCUGCUCAGAGGAUUACGAGCCUGUUCUGAGCGAAUUGUUGGGAAGAAGAAGGCUUUGAGGCUUCCUCCGAAUGCAUCGCACACUGAGCGGUUAGUAGCAAACACUAGCUGCAAAAAAGCGUUGCAGGAGGGUCUCUUGAAAACCAGGCAGAAGAAGCUUCUGGAAGCAGCACAAAGAAGAGCGAGUCUAAACAAGUGCCGCAGGGAUCUCCGCGAAUAUAAUAUUCCGCUAGCAGCCUUGCUGAGCGAAGACGGGACUCGCACGUCUUCUCGUCGUGAGAUGGAAAUCAUUACGGAGAGGUUCUACUCGAAUUUUUUCUAUUCAUCAACUCCUGUGUCAAGCCCGAUCAUCCCCACUGAUGAAGCUCCACCACGGAUUCUCCCUUCGGAAGUACGAGUCGCUACCAAGAGCAUGAAUCCUGGCACAGCCCCCGGACCCGAUUUUAUAUCAGCAGACUUUCUUCGGGCUGGUGGCCAUCCGCUUCAUGUAAUCUUAUCAGCGCACAUGAGAUCCUACCUUCAGAAAGAAAGGAUCCCAGACCAGUGGAAGACCUCGGGAACCGUUCUUAUCCAUAAGAAAGGUGACCGAGAGGACCUUCGGAACUACCAUCCGAUAUGCUUGCUGAGCGUGUUAUACAAAGUAUUCACCAAGAUCAUUCUCGAGGGUCAUAGAGAUUUGCCGGGAAUACCGCCUACCCCUUGUUCUAACCUUCGUCGACUAUGA